AUGAACCGGUCAGUGAACUGUUCCCUGCCCUCCUCCACGUCCUUCCGUGCAAAUGAGUCUCCGACCUCCCUCUCCUCUUCCGCCUCCUCCUCCCUGUCCACAUCCGCUGUCUCCUCUGUGGCGGCUGCUUUAACUACGUCGACAACGGCAGCAAUCAGCAACGGGGCCCAGUUGGCCAAUGAGAAUCCAGAGUUGGGACGGCCGCCACUGGGCUCCCCUUACUUCCGUGAGGUGAUUGGUCUGCCGGGCGGUUCGCUGGCCCGUCAACAGCGAAGGGUCCGCAGCGCCUCCGGUGCCAAUAUGCCCCUCCUCUCCUUCAUUGACAGGCCCACAAAAAUGGCCCGUACAGGCGCCGAGGAGCUUCGCAACCCCUCAGCAGAUCUGGCCUUUUCAGUCCACAGUCUCACAGGCAUCGACUGUUCGCCGUCGGCGGAGAACCAACAGCACCACAUCAAAAACGAAUCCGGAGAUGUCGUCAGUGCUGCGUCUGCGGCUGUGGCACCGUUUUCCAGCAGCCAGUUGGCUGGGGGCGAAGCUGACCCCAAUAUUGACUCAAAGAAGUCUUUCCUCAAUGAGAUUGCCCUGGGAUUCGGGAAUUUUCUGCAACUCUAUUCUCAACAUACAGCGAGCGCCCUCUUGAGGAACUGCUCAAAGUCAGGCACCGACGUCGCUUGCGCCGCCGCCGCCAUCGCUUCUUUUACUCUGAUGAAAGCAACGCCCCUUUCCUCCUCCUGUCCCAAUACUCAUCCUCCUCCUCCUCCCCACGUCAUUCUCUGUGACCUCCUUGCAGACCUAAUUAGCCGUGCCAGCAACCGUGGCCGUUAUUUCAUUAUGGCAAUUAAGUGA
Molecule: messenger RNA, 846 nt
Organism: Dibothriocephalus latus
Lineage: Eukaryota; Metazoa; Platyhelminthes; Cestoda; Diphyllobothriidea; Diphyllobothriidae
Source: the annotation of a GenBank genome assembly